Messenger RNA from Cantharellus anzutake, 1071 nucleotides. Its product is annotated as DNA-directed RNA polymerase III, subunit Rpc31. Bases 158 to 778 code for a protein of 206 amino acids. The record is from RefSeq and is a predicted model, not a curated record. Gene Ontology annotation, biological process: transcription by RNA polymerase III. Gene Ontology annotation, cellular component: RNA polymerase III complex. The transcript has 7 exons. NCBI's taxonomy places the organism in Eukaryota, Fungi, Basidiomycota, Agaricomycetes, Cantharellales, Hydnaceae.
GAGUAGGGCGAGUAGGGCGAGUUUUUGGUCUGGGUUUGGGGGUCACUGCUGAGGCUGUUGUGGUGAAUCACUCAAACUUUGAAACUCCGCUCGAAUUUGCUUCCGAUGGUUAGAAGUGAAAUUGACCUAGCAGUCAAGUCUAACUGACGUCCCUAAGAUGUCGAGGGGUCGGGGCGCGGGUCGGGGGCGUGGCCGUGGAGGUGGAAUCGAUCAACCCAUUGGUGGCACCUGGCAAGAGCUAAAUGCACUUGAUAUUGUGCCAACGACAUUGUUCCCACCUCUCGAUCCCUUCCCUAUGCUGACCGAUGUGACCGAGAACGAUCUAAGGUCCGCCAGAUACCAGCAAGAAGUAAUUCAGCGGCUUCGACACUCAAGGUAUUAUAUUGUUGAAGAUGUUAAGAAGGAUGACCUUCCUCGUUAUUCUGAUCGGUACAGGGCCACAGCUGAAACCCAGCCAAAACUUCAACCAAGUGAUCUGGAUAAAUCAUUCUUUCCCUCAGAGCUGUGGGAUAUCUGCUUCAAUGCAAAGAAAAGGCUGAAGAAAGGAAGAUCCAAGAAGACAACUGGGCUUAAUCUAGGGGACAUUCCAGAGGAUGACCACGAGGCGGGAUCGGAAGAAGAUAAAGAGGGCGAAGAAAAUGAGGAGGAUGAGGAAUUGGGUGCCUAUGAGGACGAAGAGGACGAUGACUACGUGGACAACUAUUUUGAUAACGGGGAAGGGGAGGAUAUGGAUGACUUGGGAGGCGGGGAUGACGGUGGAGGCCUCGAUUACGAUUAAGAAAGACAUCAACCUCUACCCUGUCAACACGAGGUAAAUAACGAUCUCAUUUACUCUUUUUUGCUUCGGCAGCACUAGUUUUGUCCUAUCCAUCGGCACUGCAUGUUAUCUUGCCGCCCAAGCUGUACUCCAACAGCGCUACCCUUAGACGCGUGAGUGAAAAUGAAAGCUCAUCUAGAACGGGCGUGACAAUGACCAACGUGCCUCCAAGAAUCUCUGCAUGACCGGUUGUCCCGCAGAAGGUUCAUAAUUCAGGCCCGCUCCCUCCGGAUAAUAUGCCAUCUCGCUCACAG